Messenger RNA from Arachis duranensis, 1495 nucleotides. RefSeq names its product UDP-glycosyltransferase 83A1-like. The record is from RefSeq and is a predicted model, not a curated record. The coding region runs from base 65 to 1432 and encodes 455 amino acids. Gene Ontology annotation, molecular function: UDP-glycosyltransferase activity. The transcript is spliced from 2 exons. Lineage: Eukaryota; Viridiplantae; Streptophyta; Magnoliopsida; Fabales; Fabaceae.
UAUAUGCAUAUAGCAAAUAUAAGUAGUUGGAAAACUCUUAAGAAACUAGAAGACCUAGAUCAAAAUGAGUGUUCCAACUGUGCUAGUUUUACCAUUACCAGCUCAAGGACAUGUCAACCCAAUGAUGAUCUUCUCGCAAAGAUUGGCUGAAAAUGGUUGCAAUGUCAUCUUUGUCAACACUGAAUUCAUCCAUAAGAAGGUACUGAGUUCCAUGGGGAAUCAAGAAGGCGGCGGUGUUAACGGAGAAUCGCCGAUAAAGUUGGUGUCAAUCCCGGAUGGAUUAGGACCUGAUGCAGACAGAAAUAAUUUGUGGGAAGUAUCUGAUUCUUUAAUGAAGAACAUGCCUGCUAUGCUUGAGAAGCUAAUUGAAGAUCUUAGAUUGAAAGAUGGUAUCAUAGUAAGCUGCGUAGUUGCUGACUCAGCUAUGGCAGGAGCGUUGAAAAUUGCAAGCAAGAUUGGAAUCAAAGGAGUUGUGUUCUAUCCUGCAUCAGCAGCUAUGUUAGCCUUGCAGUGUAGCAUACCAAAGCUUAUUGAUGAUGGGAUCAUAAACUCUAAUGGGUUGCCUAACACACAAAAGACGUUUCAGUUAUCAGCAAGUUUUCCACACAUGGACACAGGAUCCAUAUGGUGGGCAAAAGGAGUUGACUCUGUUUUAGGGAAUGUGAUGUUCAACAAUAUUGUUCAUGCCAUGCAAACUCUGGAAUUGACAGAGUGGUGGCUUUGUAACUCCACACCCGAUCUUGAACCACAAGCAUUCUCCUAUGUACCAAAGUUAUUGUCAAUUGGUCCAUUAUUGAGAAGCCAUGAUGACAAUCAAGGUGUAUCUGAAAGAUCAUUGGGACAGUUCUUAGAAGAAGAUCUGUCUUGUAUAAAUUGGCUUGAUCAACAACCUCAUACUUCUGUCAUAUAUGUUGCUUUCGGAAGUCUCACUCAUUUUGAUAAAAAACAAUUCACAGAAGUGGCUCUUGGACUUGAACUCACUAAUGGACCAUUUCUUUGGGUUGUGCGUCAAGAUUCCAAUUGCAACCCCCAUGAAUUUAAGGGGAAUCAAGGUAAGGUAGUCAAAUGGGCUUCUCAACAAAAAGUGUUAAGUCACCCUGCCAUAGCUUGUUUUGUUAGCCAUUGCGGUUGGAAUUCGACUAUAGAAGGUUUGUCCAAUGGAGUCCCCUUCUUGUGUUGGCCAUGUUUUGGUGACCAAUUCUUUAAUAAAACAUACAUUUGUGAUGAGUUGAAAGUUGGAUUAGGAUUUGAUUUAGAUGAAAAUGAAUUGAUCUCACGUGAAGAGAUAAAAGUGAAAGUGGAUAAAGUGCUUAGCGAUGAGAACAUAAGAUCAAAUGCUCAUUUGUUAAAGGAAAAGAUGUUGAACAACAUAAAAGAUGGAGGAAGGUCUCGUGAGAAUUUAAACAAGUUCAUCAAAUGGUUGAAAGAAUAAAGAUUCUAAUUUGUGUUGAGUUGUAAUAAUUAUUAUAUAUUAUAAUUUAUAAACAAAGAAGGC